AUUUGCAAUUUAAAUUCCAGAAAAAUGAUCCUCCAUUUCAACUCAAACUUCCUCCGAAGGCAGCCAGGCCUGAAAAAGAGAUUGACCCAGAAUAUGAGGAGAAGAUGAAAGCAGAUCGUGCAAAAAGAUUUGAAUUCCUCCUGAAGCAGACAGAACUCUUCGCUCAUUUUAUCCAGCCUGCAGCACAAAAGUCACCAACAUCUCCACUGAAAGUCAAGCUGGGACGUCCACGGAUAAAGAAGGAUGAAAAGCAGAGUUUGAUCUCAGCUGGGGAUUAUCGUCACAGGCGCACAGAACAAGAAGAAGAUGAAGAACUGUUAUCAGAAAGUCGAAAAACAUCUAACGUGUGUAUUCGAUUUGAGGAGUCUCCUUCAUAUGUGAAAGGAGGGACGCUAAGAGAUUAUCAAGUCAGAGGUCUGAACUGGAUGAUCUCAUUGUAUGAAAAUGGCGUUAAUGGCAUUCUGGCAGAUGAAAUGGGUCUUGGUAAGACUCUGCAAACAAUAGCAUUGUUGGGCUAUCUGAAGCAUUAUCGAAACAUUCCCGGGCCACAUAUGGUCCUGGUUCCAAAAUCAACUCUGCACAAUUGGAUGAAUGAAUUUAAACGCUGGGUUCCUUCAUUACGAGCUGUUUGCCUUAUUGGAGAUAAAGAUGCCAGAGCUGCUUUUAUCCGCGACGUUAUGAUGCCUGGUGAAUGGGAUGUUUGUGUUACGUCAUAUGAAAUGGUCAUUAAAGAGAAAUCAGUCUUCAAAAAAUUUAACUGGAGGUACCUAGUAAUUGAUGAAGCACACAGAAUAAAGAAUGAGAAAUCUAAGCUGUCAGAGAUUGUCCGGGAGUUCAAGACAACAAACAGAUUGCUGCUUACAGGGACUCCUUUACAGAAUAACCUCCAUGAACUGUGGGCAUUGCUUAAUUUUCUUCUACCUGAUGUCUUUAAUUCUGCAGAUGAUUUUGACUCCUGGUUUGAUACCAAAAAUUGUCUUGGUGAUCAGAAACUUGUAGAAAGACUUCAUGCUGUUUUGAAGCCAUUUUUAUUGCGUCGCAUAAAGGCUGAAGUUGAAAAGAGUUUGCCUCCAAAGAAAGAAGUAAAAAUUUAUCUUGGACUCAGCAAAAUGCAGAGGGAAUGGUAUACAAGGAUCUUGAUGAAAGAUAUUGAUAUCCUAAAUUCAGCUGGGAAAAUGGAUAAGAUGCGUCUGCUGAACAUCCUGAUGCAGUUACGGAAAUGCUGUAACCAUCCUUACCUGUUUGAUGGUGCUGAGCCCGGCCCUCCUUACACCACUGACACACAUCUCAUCACUAACAGCGGUAAAAUGUUAGUUCUGGAUAAACUGCUGGCAAAACUCAGAGAGCAAGGUUCCAGAGUGCUACUUUUCAGUCAGAUGACCCGUUUAUUGGAUAUUUUGGAAGAUUAUUGCAUGUGGCGUGGGUACGAGUACUGCCGACUCGAUGGGCAGACGCCACAUGAGGAAAGAGAGGAAGCAAUAGAUACAUUUAAUGCUCCCAACAGCAGUAAAUUCAUUUUCAUGUUGAGUACCAGAGCUGGGGGUCUAGGAAUUAAUUUGGCAACUGCUGAUGUGGUUAUUCUCUAUGAUUCAGAUUGGAACCCUCAAGUAGAUCUGCAAGCCAUGGAUCGUGCGCAUCGUAUUGGUCAAAAGAAACCAGUACGGGUGUUCCGACUUAUCACUGAUAAUACUGUUGAAGAGAGGAUUGUAGAAAGAGCUGAAAUAAAACUGAGGCUGGACUCUAUAGUUAUACAACAAGGGAGGCUCAUAGACCAGCAGUCCAACAAAUUGGCAAAAGAUGAAAUGCUGCAAAUGAUCCGGCAUGGAGCUACUCAUGUCUUUGCUUCCAAAGACAGUGAGCUGACAGAAGAAGACAUAACCACUAUUUUAGAAAGAGGAGAAAAGAAGACAGCUGAAAUGAAUGAACGACUGCAGAAAAUGGGGGAGAGCUCUCUAAGAAACUUCACUAUGGACACAGAGAUGAGCUUAUACAACUUUGAAGGUGAAGAUUAUAGAGAAAAACAAAAGCUGAGCAUGAUGGAGUGGAUAGAGCCUCCCAAACGAGAACGCAAAGCUAAUUACGCAGUUGAUGCAUAUUUCAGAGAAGCCCUUCGUGUCAGUGAACCCAAAGUCCCAAAGGCUCCACGACCUCCAAAGCAGCCAAAUAUUCAGGAUUUCCAGUUUUUUCCACCGCGGUUAUUUGAACUUCUGGAAAAAGAAAUUCUGUAUUAUCGUAAGACAAUAGGGUAUAAGGUUCCCAGGAAUCCUGAUCUCCCCAAUGCAGCUCAGCUGCAAAAAGAGGAACAAAAGAAGAUAGAUGAGUCCAUGCCUCUGAAUCCUGAGGAAACUGAAGAGAAAGAGAAACUAUUAACACAGGGUUUUACAAACUGGAAUAAGAGGGAUUUUAAUCAGUUUAUUAAAGCUAAUGAGAAAUACGGUCGUGAUGAUAUAGAUAAUAUUGCCCGUGAGGUGGAGGGAAAAUCGCCUGAGGAGGUCAUUGAGUAUUCAGCUGUUUUCUGGGAACGUUGUAAUGAACUGCAGGACAUUGAGAGAAUUAUGGCUCAAAUUGAACGAGGAGAGGCAAGAAUUCAACGGAGGAUCAGUAUCAAGAAAGCCCUUGAUGCCAAAAUCGCAAGGUAUAAAGCACCUUUUCAUCAGUUACGUAUUCAGUAUGGAACAAACAAAGGAAAAAAUUACACAGAGGAGGAAGACAGAUUUUUGAUCUGCAUGUUGCACAAGAUGGGCUUUGACAAAGAAAACGUGUAUGAGGAAUUAAGGCAGUGUGUGCGCAACGCUCCUCAGUUCAGAUUUGACUGGUUUAUCAAAUCCAGAACAGCAAUGGAGUUUCAGAGACGCUGCAAUACUCUCAUAUCUUUAAUAGAAAAAGAAAAUAUGGAAAUAGAGGAAAAAGAAAGAGCUGAAAAGAAGAAAAGAGGAGCGAAAGUCACAUCGUCACAAAAGAGAAAAGCAGAUCUGGCUGCUGAAAACUCUGGAAAGAAAGAUGCUAAGAAAGUUAAAUCGUGAACUUGAAAAAUGAAUUCAAAAUGUAAAGCUGUCUCUUCUCUUCAUCUACAAGUAUUAAUUGCCAACUUCUCUGUAUUCAUGGUACCCACCCACAAAUCCCUUGGCUUAAUUUUGCAAUUUUGUAUAUUUUACAAUGUCUUUCUUUACCUAGAAUGUGUAGCUUUAUAUUUUAUGCAUUCCAGUAUUUUUGUGUAUUGUAUUUUGUGAGUUCAUGUCUUCAGCAAAAUUGACUCAGUCCUUGUUUUUUUUUUUAAGCUUGUGCUGAGGUUUUAGCUUUUAUAUGUUUUAUAUGCUGCUGCUUUGAAAGAGGAACUAGAUUCUAUAGCUGUAUUAUUGUUGUUUCAUAUUUUAAAUUUAUAUGGCUGUGGGAAAAUAAAAUUAAAAUUAUUUGAAGAGAAACAUACUUCAUCUUCGUUUUCCCUCCCCUCUUUUUGGCGUAGCCUCAUUUAAAGUGAAUGUUAAGGUUUGUAUAAUUGUGCCUUCAUCAUCAAACAUUUUUUUUUUGAGUAUAUAGAUAAGAUCAGAAGCAUGACAAAACAAAAAAUCUAAUGAAGCUGACGUCCUUGUUUGGUGUCAGAAUUAAACGGUGUUUUUCUCAGAAGUACUCCGAAGGAAAUGCUGCAGAUAACUUUUGUUGUUGUUUUCCUAGUCACUGGUUUCUAUUGGGCUGCAUGUGUGCUUAAACACAGGGUGAAGUGUUUCCUGGAAUGACCUCCAGAUUAAACAUUUUCUAUGUCUAAUGAAUGGAAGUGUGCAACUAAUAGCUUCCUUAAGUAGCAAACAAAAUAAUUCAUCUUUUGGUUGGUAGGCUGCUCAGAUAUGAUGCCUUGUGCUAGAUGAUCUGUUGCUGUAAUUAGCUCUUAUUUCUUUCUCCUUUUACCUUUGAUUCAGCACGUCAGUCAGAAGCAAUGGGGAUAUGCUAUGGAGUGCUCCUUUUUAGUAUUUCCAUUUUAAUGAGGGGAUGAAAGUGUUGGAUGUACCUUUUCUUGACUUUGUGAGAAUGGCCUUUAUUAAGCAGGUUCAUAGUUCCUGCUCACCUUGGAGUCUCUGCCUUUCUCAGAUAAGUAGAACAGUGACUGUGACAUCUAAUGUUUUACUUUAAUCUUCUGUCUCUGAUCUGGUGUUUAGUAUGGACCUUGCCACAGCAACACAUGACCUUAUAACGUCAAGUCUAGAUUAAUGCAGUGUGCUUUACAUGGUACCUUCCUUGAAGAUGUGUAAAUUUCUUCCAGUGCAGUUUGCUUCCUUCGUGAGUGGUUUGAGAUGAUAAUGUUGCCUUGUAUUUCAUGCUUUUGUUGGCUACUUUCUUCUGAAUUUUGUAAAACUUAAACUUUAAUAAAAACUUACUGAGUUCUAGGACAAA
Messenger RNA from Meleagris gallopavo (turkey), 4386 nucleotides. The record is from RefSeq and is a predicted model, not a curated record. Lineage: Eukaryota; Metazoa; Chordata; Aves; Galliformes; Phasianidae.